Papaver somniferum (opium poppy) is the source of this 1524-nucleotide messenger RNA. RefSeq names its product F-box/kelch-repeat protein At3g06240-like. The record is from RefSeq and is a predicted model, not a curated record. The transcript is spliced from 2 exons. NCBI's taxonomy places the organism in Eukaryota, Viridiplantae, Streptophyta, Magnoliopsida, Ranunculales, Papaveraceae. Bases 227 to 901 code for a protein of 224 amino acids.
UUUUCCGUUUGAAUAUGAUUAUUCCGCUGACGAUGAUUCCACUGGAUUGAGCUCAUGACUACAUUGGAUUGAAGCAACGACUUUAGACACACAACAUCUGUAAAACCAAAAGAAAUCAUUUAAAAUAUGAAAUGACUUUUCAAACAAACAAAAUUAAACAUUUUAAAAUGUAGGAUGAAAUUUCAUUGGACAUUGACUUUUAAAAAUAAAACAAGCUUCUAAAUUGAUGAAAGGAGACACCUACGGACUCUCUUUUAGUCUCUAUGGAACAAUUGUAGUUUCAUCUGCUGAAAAGAUGGUGUUCUAUCUUUGUUUGAUGAAAUCAUUCAAUAAGACGUUUAAUGUGUCAAAAUCACACCGGAAAUAUGUUGUAGUCUAUCAUCUGUGCUUCUUAUGUAUGUAUGUGCUUGAUCUAGUUGCAAGAACCAUUUCCUAUCAACCACCUGACACCUGCCCAGAAAGAAGUUAUAUCUGUAACCCCAUCACAAAAGAAUAUGUUAUGCUUCCAGAAAUCAAGACAAAUUGUGACCGGCAAUAUCAUGAUUGGACGAGUGGAUUCGGUUAUGUUUCUUCAUCCAAUGAGUACAAAGUGGUAGGAAUGUAUCUGAAUAAUUGGGACCAGUAUGCGGAAAUCCACAUAUACACUCUAGGCAGCGGUGAUGGAUGGAGGAACCUUGGAAAGCUGAAUCAUGAGUUCGACACAUAUCUUUGGUGCCACGGUAUCUUUGCUAAUGGAGCUCUUUAUUGGAUGGACAAUGCUAAAGAAAUGAUUGUGACCUUCAACUUGGCAAAGGAAAAGUUUCAUGAAAGUCUUUCACCACCUCCUUUAUGUACACCAGCCGAUGAAUGGAUGUUAUUUUUUGGAUGGGAUGUUAUUUUUUGGUGUCUCUGUACUUGUUGAAGGAGCCGAACUUUAUGACAUAUGGCUAUUAGCAAAGAAGAAUGACAAUCAUGACGAGGGGGAGUAUCAUCAGUCCUUUGGGUGGACUAAAGAGUUUCGGAUUGAUCAUGGUGACGAAUUAGUAUCUCUUAUGAAGAGUGGGAGUGUUUUAACUUACGGGUACAGCAGUCUCCGUAGACAUCAUCUCCACAUUUACGAUCCAAAAGCUUCAACCUCAAAACCGCUUAUGGAGUUUAAGGAACAGAUUCAUCAAGUAUUCCCCCACAGGAACACCUUAGUUUCACUGAAAGAAUUAGGUGAAGAAGAAACAAAGGUAAUGGAGUGAGUUGAAAUUGAAGAGACAAAGCUUUGAUUAGCGUUUGAACCAUAUAUAUAUAUAUGUGUGUGCGCACUUAUAAACUGGUGACGUGAAGUGGUUUUCAUAUCGUAAUUUAUAUUAGUAUGAACCAUCCUGCGAACAUACUGUCAUUGGCGUUGUCUUGAGUUUGAUAUUGUAACUUUAUUGUUAGUCUGUCUUUAUAUCAUCCAAUCAAACUUUGUGGGAGUGUUGUCUGUUUUUGGUUAAGCUAUGUAUUUGCACAGUUUAAUUAAUUUUCCAUUUCCUUGACUAUGAUUCAGUUGGA